AUGCUCCCGCCGCGCGCCGCCGCCGUGCUGCUGCUGGCCCUGGCGGCCGGCGCGGCCCGGGGCGCCGACGACCUGGCCUCGGACACCGCGGCGCUGCAGGCCUUCCUCGCGCCGUUCGGGUCGGCGACCGUGUCGUGGAACUCGUCCCAGCCGGCCUGCUCCUGGACGGGCAUCGUCUGCACCGGGGGCCGCGUCACGGAGAUCCACCUGCCCGGGGAAGGCCUCCGGGGCGCUCUCCCCGUCGGCCCGCUCGGCGGGCUCACCAAGCUCGCCGUGCUGUCACUGCGGUACAACGCGCUCUCCGGCCCGCUGCCUCGGGACCUGGCCUCCUGCGUCGAGCUCCGGGUGAUCAACUUGCAGUCCAACCUCCUCUCCGGCGAGCUCCCCGCGGAGGUGCUGGCGCUGCCGGCGUUGACGCAGCUCAACCUCGCGGAGAACCGCUUCUCGGGGAGGAUAUCGCCGGCCAUUGCCAAGAACGGGCGGCUGCAGCUGCUCUUCCUGGACGGCAACCGCCUCACCGGUGAGCUGCCGAAUGUCAGCAUGCCGUCGCUCACCUCGUUCAACGUCUCCUUCAACAACCUCAGCGGCGAGAUACCCACGAGCUUCGGCGGCAUGCCGGCCACGUCUUUCCUCGGCAUGCCGUUGUGCGGCAAGCCCCUCCCACCGUGCCGAGCGCCGAGUUCGGAAGCGCCGUCCUCUCAGUCUCCCACGCUCCCGCCCGAAGCACCGGCCCCGACGACUGACAGCCGCGGACGAGGCAGGCAUCACCUCGCCGGCGGCGCCAUCGCUGGCAUUGUGAUUGGCUGCGCCUUUGGCUUCCUGCUCAUCGCGGCCGUCCUCGUCCUCGCGUGUGGCGCGCUGCGCCGGGAGCCGAGACCAACCUACCGCAACCAUGACGCCGUUGCGGCGGAGCUGGCCCUGCACAGCAAAGAGGCAAUGAGCCCCAACGGCUACACUCCACGCGUCUCAGACGCGCGACCGCCGCUGCCUUCAGUCCCACCAGCCGCAGCCGCGGGACGGAAGAAGCUUUUCUUCUUCGGUAGGAUUCCUCGGCCCUACGACCUCGAGGACCUGCUGCGCGCGUCCGCCGAGGUUCUUGGCAAGGGCACGUACGGCACCACGUACAAGGCCGCGAUCGAGUCUGGGCCGGUCAUGGCGGUGAAGCGCCUCAAGGAGACCUCGUUGCCGGAGCGCGAGUUCCGGGACAAGGUCGCGGCCAUCGGCGGGAUCGACCAUCCCAACGUCGUGCCCCUGCAGGCCUAUUACUUCAGCAAGGACGAGAAGCUCAUGGUGUACGAGUUCGUGGCCAUGGGCAGCCUUUCCUCCAUGCUUCACGGCAACCGCGGCUCCGGCCGGUCGCCGCUGAGCUGGGAGUCGAGGAGGCGCAUCGCGCUGGCCUCGGGGCGCGGCCUCGAGUACAUCCACGCGACGGGCUCCAUGGCCACGCACGGCAACAUCAAGUCCUCCAACAUCCUCCUCAGCCGCACCGUGGACGUGCGCGUGGCCGAACAUGGGCUCGCGCACCUCGUCGGCCCCGCGGGUGCGUUGACGGCGUACCGCGCGCCCGAAGUUGUGGCGGACCCGCGCCGGGUGUCGCAGAAGGCCGACGUGUACAGCUUCGGCAUGUUGCUCCUGGAGCUGCUGACGGAGAAGGCGCCGACGCACGCGGUGCUGCACGACGAAGGCGUGGACCUCCCGCGGUGGGCGCGCUCCGUGGUGAAGAAGGAGUGGACGUCCGAGGUGUUCGACAUGGAGCUGCUCAGGCACCCGGUACCCGAGGAGGAGAUGGUGGAGAUGCUGCGACUGGCCAUGGACUGCACUGAGCCCGCCCCGGACCAGCGGCCGGCGAUGCCCGAGAUCGUGGCGCGCAUCGAGGCGCUCGGCGGCAUGGCGUCGGCGUCGACGGCGGCGCGGUCCGGCCGGAGCGCGUCCAUGGACGAGGCGGACGACCGGCCGCUGAGGACCACCGGAUCGAUCCGCCAGAGCUGA
Miscanthus lutarioriparius is the source of this 1989-nucleotide messenger RNA. Lineage: Eukaryota; Viridiplantae; Streptophyta; Magnoliopsida; Poales; Poaceae. The record is from the annotation of a GenBank genome assembly.